Daphnia pulicaria is the source of this 2732-nucleotide messenger RNA. RefSeq lists its product as uncharacterized. NCBI's taxonomy places the organism in Eukaryota, Metazoa, Arthropoda, Branchiopoda, Diplostraca, Daphniidae. The record is from RefSeq and is a predicted model, not a curated record. The transcript is spliced from 6 exons. Bases 216 to 2366 code for a protein of 716 amino acids. Gene Ontology annotation, molecular function: protein binding.
UCCGCAAUGGAAACUUUCGCAAUUUGAACUGAACUACUAUCAGCACCUCUCUCUGUCCCUGUCAACGUGAUUCCGAUAAGACGAUAAAACGAUAAUAGAGAUAGACAGCUACGUGACGCUAGCUGCAUUAGUUGAUUAACUUUAAGACAAAGACGUUGCAAUACUCAAAUCCUCACCAAGAAAUUACCAAGGCAGGAGAUUCGCGUAUAAAAAAAAUGAGAAAUUCUUUGUCGCCGAAAUGGAUGCAAAAAUCCCUGAUUGCAUUUCUUUUACUUUGUGUUGGAGAUUUCUGCCAAUCAGACGAGUCGACAUCUUCGUGGGCCAAACUCCAAAUUUCACCCAGCGAACUCUGUUCUAUGCCCUACGGCAGUUUCCGAGUCAACAUUUACGAACACGCAAACAAUCACAAGCCAACGACGACAAAUGCAAGUGCCAAAAAAUAUUUCUACGCUCCCAUCACCUUGCUGGACCACAGAAGCGCAGCGAGUUUCUUCAACAACGUCACAAAACAACCCGAGGUCCGUUUCCGCAUCGAAAUGUGGAACCCAAAAGUCGAGAUCAAAGUCGUCGAUUAUUUGACAAAAUUUCUCCGUCAGCCAAUCGAUUCCCAUCAGGUUCAAGUCAUCCCAUUCGAUAAAGUUAUCCUGGCCAGCACGUCACCGUCCACCACCUUCUCACUAAAAUCAAAUUGGCUCCCCUAUCAACUGGACAAGUCGCUCCAGUUGACACUUUCCUGUUUCCAACUAGAAGAUUGCAACCAACUGGCAGCCGCCAUGCGGACCAAACCUCAGCAAUUCAACGACUUCAAACUCCUUUUCAGUUUGUCUUCGCAGACGUCACAGACAAAACAGACGGUCAUCCGCAUCGACAACAUCGUCUCCGGACAAAUGAUGACGCAAAUGUUGCAGAAAUUCAACGAAAGUACAAAAGAAGCUCUGCUAACAGCCAGUGAUGAGAAGAAACUGCUGACGGAAUCGAUGACCAACGUCUUGGUCGACACGUUCGACGACUCGGACGUCGUUUCCCAAAAUUCAGAGUCGCAAAUCUACAACAUGUUGAAGAGUUUGCUCGUCUCGUCCAGGACGACGAUCAAAGAGCAAAGUGACAAAAUGUGGGACUCGGUUUUCUGGAACGACGACAACUACCGACCGGACAAGACCACCAAGACGAUGAACGACAUUUACAACAAAUUGGACAAAGAAGACCAGAAAAAGUUGAUUGACACGUUCCAAAAUACCAACACAUUUGAGUUCGGCGCAGGGGCUAGUGUCCUGGGCAUUACCUCGUUUAAAACAAAAUUCAAAAAAGAACUUUCCCGCCACGGUUCAACAACAAAGGAAGACAUCAACAAACUUCUCCAGGAAAGUAAAAAUCACGGCGAAUGGGACGGGGAAAAAUUCGUUCCCAAACCGCUGGCCCUCAGCAGAGUCAAUUUGGCAAAACUGCGGGACACGCAAUCCUUCCAGGAUCGCCAAGUGAGCGUCCGCUACUCGACCGCCGUCCUCUCAACUCCCAUUCAUUUCAUAGAAAACUCUGAGCUGACAGCCACGGACGAGUGGCAAGAGUUGAAAGACGAAUUAAAAGAAACACAAAAUCGUUUAUCAUACGCUUUGAAACUUUUAACAAAGAGGCGCAUCACUUUCGAAAUAUUAGAAAAGCAGCUAAACGACACGAACACAUCUGUUUUCAAUUUAACCAAGGAUUUUAACGAUUUAAAUGAGAGAACGAGCGCCAUUGUGGACAUUGGCAAAAUGCCCUCAUCCUGUGCCGACCUCCAAAAAAUCGGACACAUUAAAAGUGGAUUCUAUUCCAUCAUGGGGAAACGCAACAUGGAGACUGUUCACUGCAACUUUGCGAAAAAACACCACGAUCCGGAUUUCCAGAAAGUGAUCGGCUCCUUCGUCGUUAAAUCGGGACCCGUUUACUUCCACGCUCAAUCGACGACCAGUUUUCGAAGUGUCAACACGGCAAUUCCCUAUAACCUGAUCAGAAUGAAUGUGGGCAAUGCCAUGAGUUCCAGUGGAUUAUUCGUAGCGCCUAAAUCGGGAAAAUAUUUCUUUGCUUUUACGGGAUUGAGUCCAGAUAAUUAUGUUCGAGUUGAAUUUCAGAUGAAGACUGGUGUCAAUUGGAAUUGGAUAAAAAUAGGGCAAGCCUUUGGUCAAAAGAAUUAUCAAACUUUGACGAUUCAGAACAUUUUGCAACUUGGCAGAGGCGACCAAAUUCGAUUGUUAUUACAGGCCGGAGUAUUGUUCAGUGAUACACCGCAUGGCCCGCUUACAAGUUUUUCUGGCUGGCUAAUGGAAGAGGAUAUCUUUUACACCUUCAAUAAAAAUCCAUUUGGAAAACAAACAAAAAAAAAUUUUUAAUUUUAAAAAUUCCCAAAAUGAAUCAGUUGUUUAAGUUGACAACUCAAAUGUCAAAUCCCAUAUAGCGAUUCUUGUUUUAUGUUUUAAAAGUCCAAACAAAUAAUCCCAUCCGAUCCCAUGAAAUAAAUAGUUAAGUAACCUUUGUGUCGAAGAUGAAAAGACUCUAGCUAUGUCAAUCAUUUUCUUUUGUCUGCAAGAGAACGCUGACCUAAAAGCGACUUUAAAAAAAAAGAAAAUAAAAGAUUUCGUUUAGUAUCGUGUCGUUAAGUAGGCCUAUCACCCUAUUCGGGUGUUUUACUUUUGUUCGGUUUGAGUUUCAUCGCUUCCGCCAGGAAUAUCGAAUGGAACGAUUUGAAAGUUGGCAAC